Molecule: messenger RNA, 1327 nt
Organism: Cricetulus griseus (Chinese hamster)
Lineage: Eukaryota; Metazoa; Chordata; Mammalia; Rodentia; Cricetidae
Source: RefSeq, a predicted model, not a curated record
AUGAGCAAAGUGGACCAGAACAGGCUGCUGAACCCUACAGAAAUAGCUGACUUGAUCAAGGGGGAGAUCUAUGUCCCCACACUGUUCGCUGGUAAGAAGUAUGGAUUGAUCCGGAAUGCACAAAUUUGCCUGACAUAUUUGCUGGCUCUGACACAUUUGGGCAGUGUGACACUAUCUGGAUUUUCUUUAAAAAAAGAAGAAAGUAGAAGGGACAAAGAAUGUAACAGCCUAAGCAGAGAGCAGAAAGAAAACAGUGAUUCCUCUGAGAUUGAGCACCAUGGAUCUACCAGACAGGCAUGGUUACUGUCCAAGCCUGUAGGAAUAACUUCAGAAGCAUCUGCAUUGGGACAGAACAUGACUGUCAACCUCAGUGCCUCCAUGUCUACAUUUGCUACCCUGCCUGUUCUCCCAACUGCCCCCCAGGCAACACUCCAAUUAUUCUGGGAAGCCCCAGCACACCUACUGAAUAGAGGCAUCUCUCCCUGGAAUCCUCUAGUGUUUUCUGCCUUGCCUGGGAUGUCUUUGGUGGCAGAAGCUGGAAGUACAACUCUGGAUAUAGCUGUACCUCUAAACAUUGUGCAAGUGGGGACACCAGGCAGGCCUGUAUAGCCCAUGCCCAAUGCCAACAUUGUCCUCACAGAGGAGUCCCUCAAUUGUAAUGUCCCUGUGACCCAAGGUGGGGGUAUGGGUUGCCCUGCUUCCCUCUUCAUGACAGCACCUGCUGCAAAUACCUUCAUAAAUGAUCAAAUUGCUUCAGAUGUCCAGCCCCAAGAAGGAUUGUGGGUCCUGGGAUCUCACUCUCCAACCACACAGCCAGUUGUCCAGCUGGUUCCUGUCAGGUCCCCAAUUAACUCAGCACCAUCUCCAAAAGGAGCAGUUGGAGAGAGUUGUGCAGCCACUGUUCAAACCAACUCUCCAGAAAACUGCUUGUCGAAAGACAGUUUCUAUGGGAAUUUCUGGCACUGGAAGCAUAUCAAGACUCUGGUCCAGCAGCACCUAUCCCAGACUCCAGACGUGUCAGCUUUCUCCUGCUUCCUCAUUCCAAUGCUUCGGUCCCUGGCUCAGAACAAUCCUACCAUGAAUGUCGAGGAGGGCCUGUGGAGGAGUCUGCGGGAAUGGCAGUGUACAAGCAACUAUGACCGGAUGAUCUUCUUUGAGAUGGCUGAAAAGUUUACAGAAUUUGGGAGUGCAGAAGAGAUGGAGAAUUCAAGCAUGGGGAUGGAGAAUUCAAGGCUGGAGAUGAUGAGAAGUAUCCAGUGCCAAGUUCUUACACCCACAAUGCAAGAUCCUCCAAGGCCCCCAGCUUCUGAGGUGUUUGAGGAACCAG